Molecule: messenger RNA, 2576 nt
Organism: Suncus etruscus (white-toothed pygmy shrew)
Lineage: Eukaryota; Metazoa; Chordata; Mammalia; Eulipotyphla; Soricidae
Gene: WDR91
Product: WD repeat domain 91
Exons: 15
Coding region: 28-2274 (748 amino acids)
Biological process (GO): early endosome to late endosome transport
Cellular component (GO): late endosome membrane; extrinsic component of endosome membrane; early endosome membrane
Molecular function (GO): protein binding; phosphatidylinositol 3-kinase regulator activity
Source: RefSeq, a predicted model, not a curated record
CGCUGGCUGGCUGCACUCGGUGCAGCGAUGGCGGAGGCCGUGGAGCGCACGGACGAGCUGGUCCGCGAAUACCUGCUCUUCCGCGGCUUCACGCACACGCUGCGGCAGCUGGACGCUGAGAUCAAGGCGGACAAGGAGAAGGGGUUCCGGGUGGACAAGAUUGUGGAACAGCUACAGCAGCUAAUGCAGGUAUAUGAUCUGGUUGCCCUGAGAGACUAUUGGAGCUACCUGGAGCGGAGACUCUUCAGCCGCUUGGAGGACAUCUACAGACCCACCAUCAACAAGCUCAAGACCAGCCUGUUUCGUUUCUACCUCGUCUACACCAUCCAGACCAAUCGAAAUGACAAGGCUCAGGAGUUCUUCGUGAAGCAGGCAGCAGAGCUCCAGAACCAGGCAGAGUGGAAGGAUUGGUUUGCUCUGCCCUUCCUGCCCUCCCCGGACACCAACCCCACUUUUGCCACCUACUUCUCGAGACAGUGGGCAGACACCUUCAUCGUGUCUCUGCACAACUUUCUCAGUGUCCUGUUCCAGUGCAUGCCAGUCCCAGUCAUCCUGAACUUUGACGCCGAGUGCCAGCGGACCAGCCAGGUUCAGGAAGAAAAUGAGGUUUUGCGCCAGAAGCUCUUUGCGCUACAAGCUGAAAUCCACCGGCUGAAGAAAGAGGAGCCACAGCCCGAGGAGGGAGAAGCUUUGGUCCAACACAAAUUGCCUGCUUACGUGUCCAACAUGGACCGCCUGGGGGACUCGGAACUGACCAUGGUUUACAACCAGAGGAACGCAGCCCUCUCCCAGUCGCCUCGGGUUGGCUUCCUGUCCUCGCUGCUGCCACAGAGUAAGAAGAGCCCCUCAAGGUUGUUGCCGGCCCAGGGCCCCCCGCAGACUCAGAGCACAGCCAAGAAAGAGUCCUUGAGCAGCCAGAGUGCCAAGGGAAAGGAGCCAGCCUGUGGACCCAAGGACACCAAGGGCCUCUUCAGCGGACUUACCCCCGGGGAGUCCAGCUGGUCCCAGCACCGGCAGCGACGCCUGCAAGACCAUGGCAAGGAGCGGAAGGAGCUUUUGUCCACAACUCUGCAGAGCACCGACAAGAAGCCUGAGGUAGGCAGUGCAGAGGCAGAGGCCUGUGUGGAGCUCCACGCUGAGGUCCCAGAGAUGCUGAUGCGAGCCCCAGCGACUGGCCCUGAGGGAGUAGGGGUACGCCCUGAGCAGCCUUUCAUCGUGUUGGGGCAGGAAGAGUACGGGGAACACCACUCGUCCAUCAUGCACUGUAGAGUGGACUGCUCAGGGAGGAGGGUUGCCAGCCUGGACGUUGAUGGGGUCAUCAAGGUGUGGUCCUUCAACCCCAUCAUGCAGACCAAAGCAUCUUCCAUCUCCAAGUCACCCUUGCUGUCACUGGAGUGGGCCACCAAGCGGGACCGGCUGCUCUUGCUGGGCAGUGGUGUGGGCACUGUUCGCCUUUAUGAUACAGAAGCCAAGAAGAAUCUCUGUGAAAUCAACAUUAAUGAGGACAUGCCCAGGAUUCUGUCUCUGGCCUGCAGCCCCAGCGGGGCUUCCUUUGUGUGUUCGGCAGCAGCUGCUGCAGCGCCGCUGAGCCUGACCUCCCAGCUGGACACGGCCCCAGAAGGCAGCAGGGGUGCGCCUCAGGUCCCCGGCCGGCUGCUGCUGUGGGACACAAAGUCUAUGAAGCAGCAGCUCCAGUUCUCUUUGGACCCCGAGCCCAUUGCUAUCAACUGCACAGCCUUCAACCACAAUGGGAACCUACUUGUCACUGGGGCGGCCGAUGGUGUCAUCCGGCUCUUUGAUAUGCAGCAGCAUGAGUGUGCCAUGAGCUGGCAGGCCCACUGUGGUGAGGUGUACUCGGUGGAGUUCAGCUAUGAUGAGAACACGGUGUAUAGCAUCGGUGAGGACGGGAAGUUCAUCCAGUGGAACAUUCACAAGAGCGGCCUGAAGGUGUCUGAGUACGGACUCCCUGCCGACGCCACUGGCCCCUUCGUGCUGUCAGGCUACAGCGGCUACAAGCAGGUGCAAGUCCCACGGGGCCGGCUCUUUGCUUUUGACUCCGAGGGCAAUUACAUGCUGACCUGCUCUGCCACAGGAGGUGUCAUUUACAAGCUGCACAAGGACGAGAAGGUUCUGGAAAGCUGCUUGACUCUGGGUGGCCACCGUGCCCCUGUGGUCACUGUGGACUGGAGCACAGCCAUGGACUGCGGGACCUGCCUCACAGCCUCCAUGGAUGGCAAGAUCAAGCUGACUACACUCCUGGCUCAUAAAGUCUGAGGGGACUGACCAGAGGGGCCCUCCACACAGAAGCAGUAUUAUCACUGGGGCCAGGAGGCAGGCGGUGGGAGCCUGAGUCUGCAAGGAGAGACAGUGCUGGGCACUGUCCAGACAUGGGGACCGGAGUGGGAACCCUGAGGAGCUGGGCAGGUUCCCUAGAACAGUUGCAGAUGCAAAAGAAGCUCAGGAAGCAGAAGCAGAAGCAAGUGAUGGUGUCUCCUGCACCCAGGGGAGCGACAGUAUUUUGUGUAUAUUUCCUUCUUUUGUAAGAAAACAAAGAAUGCUCUUCAGAUAUCCUGUGA